AGUUAUUAAAGAACAACUUUAAACCAGUUAAUCUGUCUCUGCCUCUCUUUUGUUUUUUUUUUUUUCCAUUACAUUCCCUUUGAGAGUUUCUUCCAUAGUUUUUGUGAAACUUGACAGGGGAAUGUUCUUUCCACACAUCUAAUCAAUCAAGGUUCAAGAUUUUUGGAGGAAAAAUGAUCAGGUGUUUGCUUUUCAUUUCCCUGUUGAUCCAUGCCUCUUUGGCUAAAAAACAAGCACCUCAGGCCGCUGGGGCUCAGGCUCCUGUCAAGAAAUGGCAGACUUUAAGCGGUCAACCACCCCUUGUGAUUGCUCGGGGUGGAUUCUCAGGGCUUUUUCCUGAAUCUAGCUCAUUUGCAAAUGACAUGGCCAAUCAGUUAAAAUCUACGGAUGUGGCUUUGUUCUGCAAUCUGCAGCUGACAAAAGAUGGCAUCGGCAUUUGCCUGUCAGAUAUCAGGCUUGACAAUUCAACAACCAUAGGGAUGAUCUUCCCAAAAGAUUCCAAGACCUACAACAUUAAUGGACAGCAGGUUAAGGGUUGGUUUGCUGUGGAUUACACAUCUGAUGUAAUAUUCAACAAUGUGUCAUUGGUUCAAAGUGUAUUGUCUCGAACAAAUGCAUUUGAUGGUCAACUGCCAGUAUCUACUCUUGAGGAUGUCACAGGAGUUAGACCCUCAUCGUUUUGGGUGAAUGUUCAGUACGACGCUUUCUAUACAGAACACAAACUCAGUGUGUCAGGAUAUCUGGAAAAGGCUAUGAGAUUUAUGGGGAUAAACUUCAUUUCAUCUCCUGAAAUUGGUUUCUUGAAGAACAUGAAUGGAAAAGUGAACAGAGCGAGGACAAAGCUCAUCUUCCAGGUCCUUGAUCCAGAUGUAGUUGAACCCACAACCAAACAAACAUACGGUGCAAUAUUGAAGGAUCUUGCAGCCAUCAAGACAUAUGCAUCAGGGAUUCUUGUCCCCAAAGGAUACAUAUGGCCUGUUAAUACAAACAAAUACUUGGGAAAUCCUACUACUCUUGUGGCUGAUGCUCACAAGCUUGGCCUAGAAGUCUAUGCCUCUGGAUUUGCAAAUGAUAUGCCAGCAAGUUACAAUUAUAGUUAUGAUCCAACAACUGAAUACUUGCAGUUCAUCGAUAGUCCCCAGUUUUCUGUCGAUGGGUUGCUUACAGAUUUCUCUCCUACAGCAUCAGCAACCAUUGCAUGCUUUGCAGCCAAUGAAACCGCCAAGCCUAAGAAAGGGAAAGCUUUGAUCAUAACUCACAAUGGAGCAAGUGGGAUGUAUCCUGGUUGCACUGAUCUCGCUUAUGAGCAAGCAGUAAAUGAUGGAGCUGACAUAAUAGACUGCUCAGUCCAAAUGUCAAAAGAUGGAGUAGCUUUCUGUUUGGAUUCAGCCGAUCUGACAGGGGAUACUACUGCGAUGCCUACCUUCAUGUCUCGCUCUUCCUCCAUACCCGAAGUUCAAAAAGAGAAGGGAAUAUUUUCAUUUGAUCUUACAUGGAGCGAGAUACAAACCUUGAAGCCUCAAAUUGUAAGCCCUUUUGGACAAAAUGCUGGCUACCAAAGGAACCCUGAAGCCCAGAACAAGGGUAAAUUCAUGACACUCACAGACUUUUUGGAGUUUGCUAAGGCAAAGGCAGUUUCUGGAAUCUUGAUCAACAUAGAAAAUGCUGCUUACCUAGCAUCAAAGAAGGGUCUUGACAUGGUAGAUUCUGUUACCAAAGCUUUGGGUAAUGCAACCUUUGACAAACAACAAACUCAACAAGUUUUGAUCCAAUCAGACGACACCUCAGUGUUGUCCAAGUUCCAAGGUGUCCCAGCUUACAAAAGAUUGUUACGCAUCAAAGAGGAGAUAGGUGAUGCGCCUAAACUGACUGUAGAUGAAAUCAAGAAGUAUGCUGAUGGAGUUGUUGUCGCAAGACCUUCCCUGAUUUCAACUGAUAAUGGCUUUGCUAAGGCUCAAACGAACGUCCUCCAGGAAAUGCACGCAGGAAACAUCUCAGUAUACGUCUUUGUUUUGAGAAAUGAGUUUGUCGCCCUUCCAUUCGAUUUCUAUGCGGAUCCCAUGGUGGAGCUUGCUACCUAUGUUGCUGCACUAGAAGUUGAUGGGGUUAUAACUGACUUCCCUGGAACUGCCAGCAGAUAUAUGAGGAGCCCAUGCGUGGAUCUCAAUGGAGAGAUUGCCAUCAUACCAGCUGAACCUGGUGCGCUGCUUAAGCAAGUUCCUCCCAUGGCAUUGUCACCAGCAAAUCCCCCCAAUCCCCCCCUCGAGGUUGCAGAUGUUGUUGACCCUCCACUACCGCCAGUAGCCAAUGUGUCAUCAUCCACAGCAGAUUCACCGGGUGCACCUGCACCUUCUUCAAGUGGAAUGGCGAUUACUGCCAACUUUGGUCUUGGUCUAGCAGCAAUUACGGCGCUCAGCUUACUAUCUCGGGGAUAUUGACCUUAAUGACUAUCAACUCUUGUCACUUUGAUUUUUUUUUUUUUUUGUUCUCCUACAGCUUAAGUAUUUCAUGAUAUAAUUUUCUGUUUCUCAGCUUAACAUUUCAUGGUAAUUUGUACUAUAGCGAACAAACAACUGCGAUAAGUUCUCAAAUUCUUAUACCACAUGAAUUUCAUUUGAA
This is a messenger RNA of Theobroma cacao (cacao), 2619 nucleotides long. RefSeq names its product glycerophosphodiester phosphodiesterase GDPDL7. Gene Ontology annotation, biological process: lipid metabolic process. The record is from RefSeq and is a predicted model, not a curated record. NCBI's taxonomy places the organism in Eukaryota, Viridiplantae, Streptophyta, Magnoliopsida, Malvales, Malvaceae. Gene Ontology annotation, molecular function: glycerophosphodiester phosphodiesterase activity.